ACAAAACUCUCCUGGCGCGCAAAGGCCGGUCGGGCCGCCUGCACGAGUUCGUCGACGCCUCCGCCUCCGCCGCCGCACAAGGCGGGCAAGCGCUUCGAGGUGGACGACCUCGUCGAAGCGUACUACAAAGACGGCUGGUGGGAGGGCGUCGUCACCGCCUCGGUGGACGGCGGGGAGAGGCUCGUGGUGACGUUUGAGAACCCUCCCGACGAGCGCGAGUUUGCGCCGUCGAGGCUGCGGCCGCUCUGGGAUUGGGCCGAUGGGGUUUGGACCUUUCCUCAGAGAAAGGGGGAAAAUGUGAAUUCGGGCUUUAAUGUGGGAGAGAAGGUGGAGGUUUCGAUUGAGAGAGAUGGUGGGGAUUGUGAUUUUAGGGGCGCUUGGUUUCCGGCGGUGAUUGUGAGGGAUUUGGGGAUUGGGGUUUAUUCGGUGGAAUUGAAGGAUAAAAAUGGCGGGAGUGUUGAAGAAGAGGUUGAAUGUGGUCGAAUUAGGCCUUGCCCUCCGGUUCUAGGCGAUGGGAAAUUUGGGGUUUUUGAGAAAGUGGAUGCGUUCUUCGAUUAUGCGUGGUGGAGUGGAUUGAUUAUGAAGAAGGUUAAGAUGAAUGAGUACAUUGUGUAUUUUGAGCACAGGGAUUCUACUAAGAAGAUGGAUCGGCCGGAAUUGAGGCCGCAUUUGGAAUGGAAGGAUGGGAAAUGGGUAAUUGAAGGCGUCGCCGAGGCGGCGGCGUCAUCGACGCCAAAGUCGUCGAAAAGUAGAAGAAAAUCGACCUUUUCUGAUUCUAGGGUUUCUCUGAAAAGGCACAAGCCCCAAAUUGAACACGCAAAUGGAGAAACAGAGCAUGUUGAUGAAGUCGGAGAUGAUGUUGAGUAUGAUCGAGAGCGGCGCUCGAAACGGAUACAGGAUGUACACAUUCCAGCGAUGCUGCCAUUGAUUGAUGAUGAUGAUGAUGAUGAUUCUAGGGCACCAAAUUCUGCGCAGAAACUGCCGUUUGUGAAACGGAACGCUAUUUGGAAAUCGAUUGAGUCGAUGGAGGUGCUGCGGAGGAUGCCACAGAGGCCGCAUUUUGAGCUGCUGAGUGCCUUCAAGGAGAGCCAGCGGGAGGGGCUGGCAAUAGGGUGUAUGGUGACCUUCACGAACGCGGUGGAGGCGAGCCGCGUGCUGAAGUUCAGCGAUCCGAAGAGUGUGGCGGACGACCUUAAGGAGACGGUGUUGGACUUAGAGAGGUAUGGUUUCAAAUUUGGGGCGGUGAGGGAGCGGGUGAUGAAGUUGUUGUGGGUCGGGCUAAGGGGAUAAUGGAGCAGAUUGAGGUGCGGAGUGGGAGGAGGGGGGGAGAUUGAGAGGGAUAUACGGGUGAUAAGCGAGCAUUUGGGGAGGCUGGAGGAGCAGCUUAAGCUGGCGGAGGUGGAGGUGGAGAUGGAGAUCGGGCGUUUGCAGGGAGGAGAAUCGGCAGCAGGUGGAGAGUUUGAGGGGUGAGUGCCUGUGUGUAGUAGCAAUGGCGAUUGGAGAGGAGUGUGCAUGGUUUAGAAUAGUGGGGGGUUUAUUUUGUCCUUUUGAAGCUUUGGCAUUUUAGGUGUCUCUUUUGCCUUUGGUUUUUAGUUUAAGUUGAAUUAGAUGAGAGGAAGCCUUGUUGUAAUUAUAAAGUUAGUAUUUACUACACACUGCUCUCUACUCUUGAUUGAUA
This is a messenger RNA of Salvia splendens (bonfire salvia), 1678 nucleotides long. Its product is annotated as DUF724 domain-containing protein 2. The transcript has a single exon. NCBI's taxonomy places the organism in Eukaryota, Viridiplantae, Streptophyta, Magnoliopsida, Lamiales, Lamiaceae. The record is from RefSeq and is a predicted model, not a curated record. The annotation marks the transcript as partial.